GGUGUUCAUAUAAGAGCGAGUGUGUGAUCCAAGAUAGGCUCAGUCGCUCAGAGAGGAGAGGAGAGGAGAGGAGAGUGGAAAGCCAGACCUGAGCCGUAGGCCUUUUGGCUCCUGCAUCUUCUUCCCCUCCGGCAAACGUAGCCGGAGCUCGGAGCCGCAACCUGUUUCGUUGCAGUUUUAGUAUUGUUCUUGAUGAAUGCUUUCCGUCGGCGGGUAGGGUGAGAGGAGGCCUACGUUUUCAGUCACGAGAAGGUAAGGUUUGACUUCAUUGAAAGAAUAGAGGCGGAGGAGACGUCGAGAGGAGAUGGGUGUUCAGGUCGCUGGGACGUGGUCCGCCUCCACGACGCCGUCGCAGGCCGCCGUCUUCGCUGCCGUUGUCUCCACCGUUGGGGCCGGCAAGCGGAAGGGCGUCGUGGGCUGCACGUUCCUUGGGGCUGGCGAAUCGGCCAGGCUGCUGCGGACUCGGUCGAUGGAGGUUGGGGGAGGCAGAGGAAGGCAGCCGCUUGGGCAUGGCUUUUUACGCCGCCGCGCCUUCGGCGCCAGGACCGAGUGCUUCCCUUCUGGCGGCGCCGAUGAUGGUCGGGCGGAGGAGGAUAAUGUGGAGGAGUUUGUUCAGAGGUUGGAGGAAUCGAUUCUCGAGCUUCAGCAGCAACAAGGAAAUGGAGGAGACGCAUCCCUGUUCUCUGCUUCCUUUUGCCUCAACACGAGCUCGCCGCCGUCGUUGAGCAAGCAAGAGCCUUCAACGGAGCCCCCGUGGGUGCCGGUAAGGCCGGAGCCGCCGGACUGGCCCGGCCAGAUCGUGCCGGCGUGCGUGGAGAAGAACGCGAACAGCGUGGAGCUACCCCUGUCGCUGCGGAUCAUAAAGCGGAAGAAGAGGUGGGAGGACGGCGGGUGGCUCCGGGAGGCGGGGGAGUCGGCCUACUGUUCCGUGAAGCGGGCCUUCUCCUCCAUGGUCUUCAUUAUCCGCGAGCUCCAGAGCUACACGCUCCAAAUGCGGGAGGAACUCUUCUGCGAGGACUUCCAGGGGAUCGUCGCGCGGGUUCACCAGGAGAUGAAUUCCUCCUUCGUCUGGCUCUUCCAGCAGAUCUUCUCCUGCACGCCCACCCUCAUGGUCUCCGUCAUGCUCCUCCUUGCCAACUUCACCGUCUACUCCAUGGGUCACCUCGACGCCCCUGCCAUGGCGGCGCCCAAUCCGCUGACCCAAUUGGAGAAAGUGGUGAUGGAGCACCGUCGCCAUAUCCAUCGCGAUCAAUCGUCCAUCAAGACCACUUCGAUUGGCAGGACCGCCUCCGUGGGAGGGAACGGCGGAGGCGGAGGUAGAAAGGCGGGGCCUGUGGCGGGGGCCACCGGGGACGGGCGAUCGGAUGAGGGAUCCGUCGCAUACGGUUCCGUUUUCCUCGACGGGAUCUCAACAGCUCCGGGGACCGUAACCACCGAGGAGGGAGCGAUGGCGGUGGAGCAUGAGGAAGCUAGGGUUUGGAAAGGGAUGCUGGAGGAGGUAUCGAAGAUGCAAGGAAGCACAAGGGACGAUGCCCUGAUGGACGAGGAGACGCUCCGGCGGCUCGUCUCGCCCGUGGCAGUAGACCUCGAGGCCGAUGACUACGCCGACUACUUGCGCACGGAGUUGACGUACCAGAACGCGCUGUCGCAGGACCCGGAGAACGCCCUUCUGCUCGCAAACUUCGCCCAAUUCCUCUACCUCGUCCUCCGCGACCAUAACAGGGCGGAGUACUACUUCAAAAAGGCGGUGGGGACGAAGCCGGAUGACGCGGAGGCGUUGAGUCGAUACGCGAGCUUCCUGUGGGUGGCAAGGAAGGACCUAGCGGCGGCGGAGGAGAGAUUCCUAGAAGCCGUCGCGGCGGAUCCUGGCAACCCCGCCUACGCAGCCGCCUACGCCCAUUUCUUGUGGAACACCGGCGGCGACGAUACCUGCUAUCCGCUGGAAGCCGGAGAGGCCGCCGCCUGAUAGCUACAAAACGACAAAAUUAGUGGGCAAAAUUUCACUUCACCCGAAGGUUUAUCUUUAUUACCAAGUUACCCUCCGGAGGAGUAAAAUGAUAUGAAAUUUGAUAAUGUUAAGAUAUUUUUAGAUUCCAGAUAAAUGUUGGGCUGAAAUGAAUUUUGCUUCAUAAACACUGAUAAAAAUCCUUUUGAUUUUGGGUGGGGAGAGAAGAAGAGCUCUGAGAGUUGGAUUAUUUUGAAAAUGUGGGUUUUGGCCAUGGAUUUGUAGAGGAAUUUACGAUAUCUUUUAUUAUACUUUUAGUUCAAUCUUCAA
This is a messenger RNA of Zingiber officinale, 2275 nucleotides long. RefSeq lists its product as uncharacterized. Bases 305 to 1966 code for a protein of 553 amino acids. The record is from RefSeq and is a predicted model, not a curated record. Lineage: Eukaryota; Viridiplantae; Streptophyta; Magnoliopsida; Zingiberales; Zingiberaceae. Gene Ontology annotation, molecular function: protein binding. The transcript has 2 exons.